This is a messenger RNA of Purpureocillium lilacinum, 1575 nucleotides long. RefSeq lists its product as uncharacterized. The record is from RefSeq and is a predicted model, not a curated record. Lineage: Eukaryota; Fungi; Ascomycota; Sordariomycetes; Hypocreales; Ophiocordycipitaceae.
AUGGACCAGCUCCAACCCGUUCACGCGGUUGCUGACAACCUGCACCAUAGCAGGGCGAUAUACUUCGAUGGCCACUUGCCCCUGGCAAAACGCCGCGUUCGCAUGGAGAGGCUGCUGAGGAGCACUGCGCAAAUCGCCCAUCUGCACUCGAGCAACCCUCGAGGCUGUCCAGCGAGGCAACUCGCCCAGGGGCCCGAACCCGAGAAGGCAGACGUGUUUGCAACGGGAGCCGUUGCAUCCCGGUCUUUCGCGGACCCCGCCUUUCUUGUACCAGCUGUCAUUGAAGCUCUGAGAUCAUGCACCCAGUACAGAGAACGGGUACUCAUGGUGCCUGGCGAGGCAGACACAUUCUGCGCAAGGCAUGUCUUGUCGAGUGGCGGGCUUGUUCUGACCUCAGACUCUGAUCUGUUGGUGCACGAGCUUGGCGACGCCGAGGUCGUCUUCUUUCGAGAUAUCCAAAGACGCGCUGGCUCCGCUAUCCUGUGUGGUAGCUAUGGACCCAAGCGCAUCUGCGAAAAGCUUGGACAGCCGUCGUCGGACGGCCUCGUCCGGCUGGCGUACGAGCAGAAACGCUCACCGCACGCAUCGAUGGCGCAGAUACUCCGGGCUUGCUCGUCGGCUCUGUUACACGAGAACGAGUAUGCUCAGUUCUGCAGCGAGUAUCGGGGCUCGGAGAUCAGACAACUUUCGCUACCCACUGCCGCAGGCCCGCUCGAGAACGGUAGCCUUGAUCCGAGGCUGGCCGAGCUUGCCAUUCAGCUCCACUCGGCCUCGGGCAUCGCAGGUGACGCCCACAUGUUCCUCCCUGUACUUACAGAGAACCCUGCUCGAGGCAGUGCGUGGGAGCACAGCACCGUUGUGCGGCAGCUGGCCUACUCCCUGCUGAUCGGCCCGGACCCCGCCCUCGCGGUCUUGGAGUUCAGACGGAUCCAAAGCACAUCUCAGAAAGGCAGGCGCGUUGAAAUUGACAACGCCGACCUUCAGCAGUAUCUCGGUCAGCUUCUGUGCCUCCUGCAGGAGGUGUCCGUAAUUAGUACGAUAGACGAGUCGCGAUUCUGGUUACUGGUGUGCCUGGGUCUCGAUGUGGUCGAAUGCCGGAGGAGAGACAAGGAAUCGCUUGCCUGGGCUGCAUUCCGGCAAGUCGCCAAAUCGCCAGCUGCCAAUAAUAGCAGCAUUCCCUGGGAUGUUGUUCACGCCGUGGCACAGCUACAAGCCAUGUGCUACUCUUUCCACUUGCUUCGCCAGGCGUUGUCGGUCUGCUCUGCUCGUGGACGGGACAAGACUCUGGCAGAUGUUAGGCAACUGCAGCCCUACCUGGACCAUCUGCCUCCGCUGACCGACUUCCCGGAUAUCAACAGUUUCAAUCAGAUCCGAAAGCUACCGGGACAUGGUAGUCUUGUCAUGAGCCUUGAACAAUGCCUCAGCUUGCCAGCCCUCCGCCAAGACAUUACAGGCCGUGAUAUCAGCGCCACAAAUAAUGGUCUUGGGAAGCCUGCCGACGGAAGAACUCUACGCACCAGGUCGGAUCGCACGGCGGGGCAAAAUAAGUUCGACAUUUUGUCGUUAGAAGAGUAG